Tigriopus californicus is the source of this 3522-nucleotide messenger RNA. It is a transcript of the gene PolD1, whose product is annotated as DNA polymerase delta catalytic subunit-like. The transcript has 14 exons. Gene Ontology annotation, molecular function: DNA binding; 3'-5'-DNA exonuclease activity; DNA-directed DNA polymerase activity. The coding region runs from base 161 to 3439 and encodes 1092 amino acids. Lineage: Eukaryota; Metazoa; Arthropoda; Copepoda; Harpacticoida; Harpacticidae. Gene Ontology annotation, biological process: DNA replication proofreading; nucleotide-excision repair, DNA gap filling; base-excision repair, gap-filling. The record is from RefSeq and is a predicted model, not a curated record. Gene Ontology annotation, cellular component: delta DNA polymerase complex.
AUCCGUAAUAAUAAUCACAACAACGGACCGAUUUCCCGCUCAAAACAAGCCGGACGCCAAAUCUGGGUUGAUCCGCGCGCGAAUCCAGCGACCAGAGACCACCCACCCCCCCGGACCACCUUGGACCACCUUGGACCACCUUGGACCACCUUGGACCAUCAUGCCCAAAGGCAAAUAUCAAGUCCAGCCGCCGACGGCGGCUACCCCGGGCAAGCGGCCCAAACUCAAGGGCCAGCCCGAGGACGAUGAGACGGUCGCUGGUUCCGAGCCGGACCUGGCCAUGGAACUGGACCUGGAGUCGGAGCCCGCGCUAACGGAAGACGUGACCCAGGCCUGGCCCCGACCCGCCUGGCCCGCCCAGCUGUCCGGGGCCAGGACUGAGUCGGCCUUGGUGUUCCAACAAAUCGAGAUUGAUCAUUAUUUGGGACAUUCGAUGCCCGGCAUGCCCGGCGCUCAAAGCGGCCAAGUUCCUAUCAUGCGGAUGUACGGCGUCACCCAAGAGGGUCACUCGGUCUGCGCUCACGUCCACGGUUUUCAUCCCUAUUUCUUUGUGCUUGCUCCGCCCGGAUUCACCAAGAACAACUUGGGCGACUUCCGGCUUUCUUUGAACAGGGCCGUUCAAGAGGACUCCAAGUCUAAGGAUACGCCCAAAGAUUGCGUACUGAACGUUGAGCUCAUGAUGAAGUCCACCAUCUAUGGCUUCCAAGGCAACAAGAUGAGCCAGUUCUUGAAGAUCACAAUGGCCGUGCCCCGAAUGAUCGCGGCGGCUAAGCGGCUUCUGGACCGUAACGAGGUCAAGUUCCAGAGCUUCAAUCUCAGCUCGCCCUUGAGUGCGUUCGAGGCCAACAUUGACUUUGAGAUCCGCUUCAUGGCCGAUACCAAAGUGGUGGGGUGCAACUGGAUCGAGUUCCCGGCGGGCAAAUACAAGAUUCGCGAUGGGAAAAGUUUGUUCGGGAAAUUCAUGUCCCGUUGCCAGAUGGAGGUGGAUAUCGCUUGGGAUGACUUCAUUUCUCACGCUCCGGAUGGCGAUUGGUCGGAUGUGGCUCCAUUCCGGAUCAUGAGUUUUGACAUUGAAUGUGCCGGGCGGAAAGGCAUUUUCCCCGAGCCGGAAAAAGAUCCCGUCAUCCAGAUUGCCUCCAUGGUCAUUCGACAAGGAGAUCCGGAGCCGUUCAUUCGGAAUGUAUUUACACUUAACACCUGUGGUGAAAUCGUGGGGAGCGUUGUGAUCUCGUGCAAAACAGAGACCGAGCUCUUGGACCGAUGGGCGGAUUUCGUUCGUCAAGUGGAUCCGGAUAUUUUGACGGGCUACAACAUUAACAACUUUGAUUUUCCAUACUUGCUGAAUCGGGCCAAGCAUUUGAAUGUCCGAAAUUUCAACCUCUUGGGACGAGUGAUCGAUGUUAAGUCUGUGGUCAAGGACAGCAUUCUUCAAAGUAAGCAAAUGGGUCGACGCGAGAACAAGGUCAUCAAUAUCGACGGCCGAGUUCAACUGGAUCUUCUUCUCAUUCUGGUCCGCGACUACAAAUUGAGAAGCUACACGCUGAAUGCGGUGUCCUAUCACUUCCUUCAGGAGCAAAAAGAGGAUGUGCAUCAUUCCGUGAUCACGGACCUGCAAAACGGCAAUGCCCAAACCCGUCGUCGAUUGGCGGUGUAUUGCUUGAAAGACGCUUAUUUACCCUUGAGAUUGCUCGAAAAACUCAUGUGUGUGAUUAACUACAUGGAAAUGGCCAGGGUCACGGGUGUACCUCUCUCCUACCUCCAAACCCGAGGUCAGCAAAUCAAGGUCAUCUCCCAAUUGAUUCGGAAGACCAUGGAAGUGGAUGUCCUCAUCCCAACCUACCAAAGUCAACAAGGGGACGAUAACUUCGAGGGUGCGACCGUGAUUGAGCCCAAACGAGGAUAUUACGACAAACCGAUCGCCACCUUGGAUUUCUCGUCUCUGUAUCCGUCCAUUAUGAUGGCGCACAAUUUGUGCUACACAACGUUACUUCAGCCUGGAGCCAUCGACAAAUAUAACAUCACGCCAGAGCAAUACGUGAAAACGCCCUCUGGAAACUUUUUCGUCAAGUCAUCCGUUCGCAAAGGUUUACUUCCUGAGAUUCUGGAAUCACUCCUCGGAGCUCGAAAGAAGGCCAAGGCUGACCUGAAAAAGGAGACUGAUCCUUUCCGUAAAAAGGUAUUGGAUGGUCGACAACUGGCGCUUAAAAUCAGUGCCAACUCUGUUUAUGGAUUUACGGGAGCACAAGUCGGAAAGCUACCUUGCCUUGAGAUCUCUCAAAGUGUCACGGCUUUUGGUCGUAUGAUGAUUGAACAAACUAAAAACGAGGUAGAGGCCAAGUACACAAUGGCCAAUGGCUACAAGUUCGACGCGGAUGUUAUUUAUGGCGACACGGAUUCGGUCAUGGUCAAAUUCGGCGUGGAUAAUGUAAAAGAUGCCAUGGCCUUAGGCGAAGAAGCGGCAGCCUUCGUUUCGCAGAAGUUCAUCAGUCCCAUCAAGUUGGAGUUCGAAAAGGUCUACUUCCCGUAUUUGCUCAUAAACAAGAAGCGCUAUGCUGGCUUGUACUUCACGCAACCCGACAAAUAUGACAAGAUGGAUUGCAAAGGCAUUGAAACCGUCAGACGAGAUAACUGCCAAUUAGUGGCUCGACUCAUGAACGAUUGCCUGCAGAAGAUCCUCAUCGAUCGGGACCCAGAGGGAGCCAUGGAGUACGCCAAACAGAAUAUUUCCGACCUUCUGUGCAACCGAGUGGACAUCUCUCAACUGGUGAUCACCAAGGAGCUCACCAAGACGGACAAGGACUACACUGCCAAGCAAGCUCACGUGGAAUUGGCUAAUAAGAUGAAGAAGCGCGAUGCCGGAAGUGCUCCCAAAUUGGGAGAUCGUGUGCCUUACGUGAUUGUUGCCGGAGCCAAGGGUACGCCUGCUUAUCAGAAAGCCGAGGAUCCUAUUUACGUUUUGGAGAACAACAUUCCCAUUGACGCUCAACAUUAUCUCACGAACAUGCUGGCCAAACCCUUACUGAGGAUUUUUGAGCCGAUUCUGGGCGAGCAUAAAGCCGAAUCCACCUUGCUGAGAGGCGAUCAUACUCGCACCAAAACUGUGGUCACCUCCAAAGUUGGGGCCUUGUCGGCUUUCACCAAGAAACGCGCCACUUGCAUUGGAUGCAAGGUGCCUUUGGCCAAAGAUACUGAUGCCGUUUGCGGUCAUUGUAAGCCCAAGGAAAGUGCCUUGUACCAGAAGCACAUUUCCGAGAUGUCUGCUUUAGAGGAGCGAUUCUCGCGCUUGUGGACCCAAUGCCAAAGGUGUCAGGGCUCACUUCAUGAAGAGGUGUUGUGUACUAGUCGAGAUUGUCCAAUUUUCUACAUGCGGAAAAAAAUCCAAAUUGAUUUGACAGAUAAGGACAAGAUCUUGCAGCGCUUCGGCAACCCUGAAUGGUGAACGCGAAUGAAAUGAAUGUAAUGAAUGACAUUUGUUGAUAGUUUUGAAAAACAUCUUUUUUAAUAAAGAAUCAAAGAAAUACA